AUAAUUUUUUCCUGACUUACAGGAAAUGGGAGUAUACCUUAGUACGCCAAAAACUGAAAAGUUUUCAGACGAUGGUGAGAAUGACAGGCUUCGGUAUGGAUUGUCAUCCAUGCAAGGAUGGCGUUCGACUAUGGAAGAUGCUCAUGCAGCUUAUCCAGAUCUGGACAACAUAACGUCAUUUUUUGGUGUUUAUGAUGGUCAUGGAGGUCAAGCAGUGGCUAAGUUUUGUGCCAAGUAUCUUCAUCAACAGGUGCUCAAGCAUGAGGCAUAUUCAGCUGGAGAAAUAGGGACUUCACUACAGAAAUCCUUUCUCAGAAUGGAUGAAAUGAUGCAUGGACAAAGGGGAUGGAGAGAGUUAGCAGUCCUGGGAGAUAAGAUAGACAAGGUUUCUGGCUUUAUUGAAGAACUCAUAUGGUCUCCCAGAAGUGGUGCAGCCAAUAAAAAUUUUGAUGAUUGGCCUUCUGAGGAGGGCCCUCACUCUGAUUUUCAUGGACCUAAUGCUGGAAGCACAGCCUGUGUUGCAAUAAUUAGAAACAAGCAACUUAUUGUUGCCAAUGCCGGUGAUUCCCGCUGCGUAAUAUCUAGAAAGGGUCAGGCUUAUAAUCUGUCUAAAGAUCACAAGCCUGACCUUGAGCUGGAGAAAGAUAGGAUUCUGAAAGCUGGUGGUUUUAUUCAAGUGGGACGUGUCAAUGGAAGUUUGAACCUGACUAGGGCAAUUGGAGAUGCGGAGUUCAAACAGAAUAAAACCCUGCCAGCUGAAAGGCAGAUUGUAACAGCUUUUCCAGACAUAAACAUUGUUGAGCUUUGCGAUGAUGAUGAGUUUCUUGUUUUAGCUUGCGAUGGGAUUUGGUAUCGUAUGUCGAGCCAACAACUAGUGGAUUAUGUUCGAGAGCAGUUAACCUCUGAAAAUAAACUCUCAGCUAUCUGUGAGAGAGUAUUCGAAAGGUGUUUGGCUCCAACAGCCGGUGGUGAGGGAUGCGAUAACAUGACGAUGAUCCUUGUUCAGUUCAAAAAGCCUAUUGGUUUGGGCUCCUCGGAGGAGCAACAACAGCAGUCAUUGACCGAUGAAACAGCCACCGUAGAUGAAAGUGCAUCAGGAUCUGUGUCCGGGGUGACAGAUCAAACAGCCACCGUAGAUAAAAGUGCAUCAGGGUCUGGAUCUUAAGAAAUCAUAUUAGCCCCCUUUCAUAUCUGACCUGUUUCCUUCAAAGAUGUCAGCAGAAGACGAAUACUGAAGUUUCACAUUUUAGGAAGUGAUUUUCUUGUGAUAUGAUUGUUUAUAUGUAUAGUGUUCCAGCUUCCUUCCAUUGAAUAUAUCCCUAUCUGUUAAGGGAAUUUUUUUUUUGUAUCUGUCA
Hibiscus syriacus is the source of this 1355-nucleotide messenger RNA. Its product is annotated as probable protein phosphatase 2C 60. The record is from RefSeq and is a predicted model, not a curated record. Lineage: Eukaryota; Viridiplantae; Streptophyta; Magnoliopsida; Malvales; Malvaceae. Gene Ontology annotation, biological process: protein dephosphorylation. The transcript has 10 exons. The coding region runs from base 26 to 1165 and encodes 379 amino acids. Gene Ontology annotation, molecular function: cation binding; protein serine/threonine phosphatase activity.